AUGCAGCCUCUGGAAGACCUCCGCUACCUUCUUCUCCAACUUGUGUCCAGCCCACUGUUCCAGCAGCUGUUCCCCUUCGUCGUCAUCCUCAUUGUCCCGCUCCUGGUGGUCGCCGCCAACUCUCGCAAAGGCUCGCUCACAUCUACCAUUUUCAUGGUCUUCGACGCAUUGGCAGGUGCACUACCAUGGCAUUGGUUUGAUAGUCACUCUGCCUCGAGCUCCGCCCACGAGAAGCGCAAGUCCAAGAAGAAACAUAUCCGUACGAGGGCGGAGCUAGUCAAGCAAGAGCAGCAUCAGCUUGAUUCACUGCCCAAGGCAUCUCAUGAUGGGGGAUACUAUCCGGGGCUGGUCAACAUUUCCGGCACGUACUGCUUCAUGGACUCGACGUUGCAGGCGAUGGCGUCUCUUUGCUAUUUGCAGCCUCAGAUAGAGCAAAUUCAUGCUAAAGCCGAAGCGCUGGACGUUCCGACGCCAGUCAUAGAUGCACUGCGGGACCUUCUACACACACUCAACACGCCGACGUCUUCGCCGCAAGCACUGCGGCCUCUUGAGAUCAUUAAUGUGCUAUCUGACCACUCCGCAUCGAAACACAACUCCCUCUUCUCCUCACGUGAACACCAGGAUGCGCAAGAACUCUUUCAGCUUCUCUCGGAGUGUAUCAAGAGCGAGGCUGCUGCUGUAGAAAAGGAGGGCCAUCGAGAUCGCGGUCUCUCUGUGCUUGCCCAGGCUCAAGGCCCCGCAAGCCGCGAGCUUGGAAAGAGCGUAUUUGAUGGACUGACCGCUAACCGACGCAGCUGCGUCGAGUGCGGAUACACCGAGGCUGUCAUGCACUUCGCGUUUGACAACUGGCAGCUGAACAUGCCUCGACAUGCUGCCCAGUGUCGUCUGGAAGAUUGCUUGGACGAUUACACUCGACUGGAGAUUCUCACAGACUGCAUCUGCCGGAAGUGCUCGAUGCUCGCGACCUACCGCCGCCUCGAGGCCGAGGCCGAGAAGCUCGCCGAGAUCGCGAGCACAGACCAUGAUCCCUCAACGAGCAAGAAGAAACGCGCACGUGAGGCACGGAAGCUUGUCGCUCGCGUGAAGGCAGCGCUGGAUGAUGGCCGAAUCGAGGAAGACAUCAAGGGCGUGAAGAUGGAGAAGGUGUUCAGCAGGGCUUCGACGAAGCAGGCAAUGAUCGCUCGACCACCUCGCGUGCUUGCUCUCCACCUCAACCGCUCAGUGCACUAUGGCCAUUACGCCUCAAAAAACACAUGUCGAGUGAUCUUUCCGGAGGUACUCGAUCUCACACCCUAUACAACCUCCGGCCAACUCUCCACGAGCCCCUCUGUGCCCAUAUCCACUCCGCCUCCUCCCAUCCCCCGCAGCACAACACCUACACCGGCAGCAUAUGCUACUCCGCGCACCCUCUAUCGUCUCUCCGCCGUGGUCUGUCAUUACGGCCAGCACUCCUUCGGCCACUACGUCUGCUUCCGACGGAGACCACGACCAUCAUCCGCCGGUGCCCGCCGCUUCGACCCACCGAAGCUCGCAUGUUCGCUUAGCUGUGAAUGUGAGCGAUGUGAGCAAUAUGGUCCUGUGCGCGACGACGACGAUGAGCAGCCGAGGCCUGGACGCGGAUGGUUGCGCAUCAGCGACGACAGUGUGGCCGAGGUCGGCAUUGAGAGCGUGCUGCAGGAAGGUGUCGGCGCAUUCAUGCUCUUCUAUGAGCGGGUGACGAUACCGCGGCAAAGUAUCUACCGGUCGAAUUCACCACGAAGCUCGGAGGAAACGGUGCGCCCCGGCCCCGAAGCCGUGUAUGCGAACGGUUCGUACGCUUCCCCGGUCAAUGGCGAUGCUGUAGAGGAAAUGAAGAUCGUCAAGCCAGUCCCCAAGAUUGUUGGACCGAGGGUCAUCCAUAGGGUGUCGGCUCAGCCAUCGUCAAGGAGCUCGUCGCUAUCGCCACCUGACCGUGACCCCAUUCCACAUCCGCAGACACAACCGCUAGCUUCGAGCUCCACGACACCAGGGAAGUCGCUCCCGAAUGGACACGCUGCGCCGUCAGGCAAGAACCAUGCGCCAUCAAGCACGCUAUCAGAGGGUGUUCGACCAGCUCCGGUACGCCCUGUAUCUCCACAGCAGGAGAGUGCUUCUCCGACACCGCAUGAGCGUCCUUCCAUGACAACAAACCACCCACCAGCACUAUCGCCGCCGUCCAUCUCGUCUCCGACGGAGCCCCCUCCUUCGCCGUCGAUAGCGGUCGACCUACGCGCAUAA
Rhodofomes roseus is the source of this 2256-nucleotide messenger RNA. RefSeq lists its product as uncharacterized. Gene Ontology annotation, cellular component: cytosol; nucleus. Bases 1 to 2256 code for a protein of 751 amino acids. The transcript is spliced from 6 exons. Gene Ontology annotation, biological process: protein deubiquitination. Gene Ontology annotation, molecular function: cysteine-type deubiquitinase activity; cysteine-type endopeptidase activity. The record is from RefSeq and is a predicted model, not a curated record. NCBI's taxonomy places the organism in Eukaryota, Fungi, Basidiomycota, Agaricomycetes, Polyporales, Fomitopsidaceae.